AUAUUGAAUAUUUAAGGAAAGAGGAAGGAAAAAAAUACGAUUAAAAAACAAUUCAGUAUGGAUAACUGCAUACUUUUCAAUACUUUUGACAAAGCUUAGUGUGCACAUGGUGUUGUCGCUAUUGUGGAUGUGUUAUUGUAGACGGGCGUGUUCGAGAUGUUGACACGGCAACAGCCCGUGGCAAGAAUUCAACAGAGGGUGUGGCCCGGACUCGUUAACAAGGUGAGGCUCUCGCUCACUCGUGCAGACGACUCAGCAAGUCGACGACAGUUGUCACUCGUCUUGUGUCAUCUCCCUCUCUCACCGCGAAAGAAGAUGGAUCUGUCCCAAGCUCUGGAUGGGGAUUGGCCUUCCCCCGGGAACAGCAACCAACCGGGAGCAUGGCCGCAACAGCCAAACCAGCCGAAUCCCUCUCCGUGGCCAGGUGCGCCCAACCAGCCCAGCCACCCCCCGUGGCCCAGUGCGCCCUCCCAGCCCAACCACCCGCCGUGGCCCGGUGCGCCCACCCAGCCCAAUCAGCCCAACCAGCCUCCGUGGCCCGGUGCGCCCACCCAGCCCAAUCAGCCCAACCAGCCCCCGUGGCCCGGUGCACCCGCCCAGGGUGGAAGCUGGUUUCCGGGACAGCCCUCCAACCCUGCCCCUGCCCCUGCUCCGGCUCCGGCCCCCUCCCCGGGGUCCGGCGGCUGGUUCACUCCAUCAACGGGAGGCAGCACUUCUCUGUCGGUCCCUUACAACCAAAAGUUUCCUGGCGGAUUGAGAGCUGGGAGUGUCAUUAACAUCAAUGGAACCAUCAAACCCAACGCCAACAAGGUGACGGUGGACAUCUCCACCGCUCAGGAUCUGGCCUUCCACUUCAACCCUCGCUUUAACGAGGGCGGCAAGAAGGUGAUCGUGAGGAACAGUAAAAUCGGUGGCCGCUGGGGCGGCGAGGAGAGGCAACUGCUGCGCUUCCCCUUCGUGGCGGGACAGCCCUUCCAGAUGCGGAUCGAGUGCACGUCGCAGAUGUUCAAGGUGUUGGUUGACGGCUCUCACAUCUUGGAUUUCAAGCAUCGCACGGGAAACCUCAGCCACAUCCAAAAAUUGGACAUCUACAAUGACGUCACGCUCUCGCACGUCAGCGUUCAGUGACUUCUGAACUAUCAGGGAGGUGGAAUAAUAAAGUUGACCUUUGAUGAC
Molecule: messenger RNA, 1176 nt
Organism: Corythoichthys intestinalis (scribbled pipefish)
Lineage: Eukaryota; Metazoa; Chordata; Actinopteri; Syngnathiformes; Syngnathidae
Gene: lgals3b
Product: lectin, galactoside binding soluble 3b
Exons: 11
Coding region: 157-1128 (323 amino acids)
Biological process (GO): eosinophil chemotaxis; positive regulation of calcium ion import; monocyte chemotaxis
Cellular component (GO): cytoplasm; immunological synapse; nucleus
Molecular function (GO): carbohydrate binding; laminin binding; IgE binding
Source: RefSeq, a predicted model, not a curated record